Linum trigynum is the source of this 3070-nucleotide messenger RNA. NCBI's taxonomy places the organism in Eukaryota, Viridiplantae, Streptophyta, Magnoliopsida, Malpighiales, Linaceae. The record is from the annotation of a GenBank genome assembly.
GAAUUGUUGGAACAAGGGUGUUGAUAUGACUUGAAUCGGAUUAUCAGCCGCUACGACUGGUAAUCGGGGGUGCGGGGGCAACGCCCCCGGCCCACGGUGUAUGGACUCAAUGUUAUUUGGGUUCGGGCUCUGGGCCUGGUCUGUAACCAUUUUCUUUGCCAGAUUGGAUUAGGUUUAGACCCACGUAGAGAAGUACUAUAAAUACUUCUCAUACUCCUCUGUAAUCUGUAAUCUCCUUGAUAUAGUGAAACUGGCUCUCUCUCGCCCGUGGACGUAGCUAACACACAUCGUGUUAGUGAACCACGUAAAUCGUGUGUCGUGUUUUCGAUUCUCGCUUUCGUAUUCUUGCUUUGUUGAUUCCUGCGAUUUCCCGAUCCGUAACAGCGCGUUUAUAACAAAGGGCUAGGUUUAGGCUGUUUAGUUAAGCCGCCAAAUGUCGUCUUCUGUUUUUUCUUUCUGCUCGCUUUCUAGAGACUAGAGAGGCCAUACGUAUUGCCCACGGCGUACGGCAUUUCUUCCGCCCGGCAGAUUAAUUAAUCUAAAAAAGUCUGAGCGCAGGCGAAAAAACGGAAUCCAAAAUUAGAGAACAGUAGCCGGCCUGCUUUUUUCUUGUCUUUGGUUAGUUCGUUGGAUUCUCCCUCCAAAAUUUUCUUACCUUUAUUACGCCAUCGCCCUUCCUUCCCCGAAGUCUACGCGAUGUCGUCAACCCCAUCUCCAUACACAGACCAGCUUCCACCCUCAUCUUCACCAUCACCAUGGCCAACAAUCACCUUCAUUUCCUCUUCCUACUUCUCCUCCCUUCACUGUUCUGGCUUCCGAUUUCCGCCGCUGAAUCGUCCUCCUCGUGCGGCGGCCAUCAGGGACCCGUAGUGCCCAUCACUCCCCUGCUGUCGUUUCUGGUCAGAGUCCAGGAGACGGCACUGCAAACUUUCGGUGGGCGGAACUUCGACCCCAAAUUCUACGUCGAUGUGUCCCUCAGGUUCAAUCUGUCUCACACCCAGAAGGUGUUCGACGAUUUGCCCAGGAGAAGGGAUGGGAGUGUUUCGGUCCAGGAGUUUCAGAGGUUUGUGGCUGGGUACUUGGAGAGUGCUGGGAAUGGUUUAGUUCUGCAUCAGCCGGUGGAUUUUGUGGCGGAGCCUGAAGGAUUCUUGCCAAAGGUGAAGAAUGCCAAGGUCAGGGCUUGGGCGCUGGAAGUUCAUUCCUUGUGGAGGAAUUUGAGCAGGAAGGUGUCUGAUGAGGUCCGGGAAUCCCCUGACUUGCACACUUUGCUUCCCUUGCCGGAGCCGGUGGUCAUUCCUGGCUCGCGUUUCAGGGAGGUGUAUUAUUGGGAUUCUUACUGGGUCAUCAGGGGUCUGCUUGCAAGCAAAAUGUAUGACACUGCCAAAUCCAUAGUGACUAAUCUGAUUUACCUAUUGGAUACAUACGGCCAUGUCCUGAAUGGUGCAAGAUCCUAUUACACUAACAGAAGUCAGCCUCCCCUUCUCAGUGCAAUGGUCUAUGAAAUAUAUAAUAGGACUGGUGACGUUAAGUUUGCUAGGAAGGCGCUGCCUGCACUAAUCAAAGAACAUGAGUUUUGGACUUCAGGUGAGCACAAAAUCACAGUCCAGGAUGGCCAAGCUGCCAAGCACAGCUUAAGCCGUUAUUAUGCAAAGUGGAACAAACCUAGGCCUGAAUCUGCUACAAUUGACAGGGAUUCUGCUGCCAACAUCUCAGAUUCUUGUGAGAAGCAGGACUUUUACAGGGAAGUGGCAUCAACUGCCGAGUCAGGUUGGGAUUUCAGUACAAGAUGGAUGAGGAAUACUUCGGACUUCACCACACUGUCUACAACAUCCAUUUUACCUGUUGAUUUGAACACUUACCUGCUAAAGUUGGAGCUUGACAUUGCAUUCCUGGCAAAAGCCACUGCGAACCGAACCGUGGCUAGAAGAUUUACGAAGGCCUCUGAAGCAAGAAUCCAGGCUAUAAAAUCUGUUUUCUGGAAUGCGAAGAAAGGACAGUGGUUCGACUACUGGCUUAAUCAUGGAUCCGCGCCCGCACACAAGGGAUUUUCUUCCAAGACACAGAAAGGCAACCACCAAAACCAGAAUGCAUUUGCCUCUAACUUUGUCCCAUUAUGGAUUGAUCAGUUCCAUUCAGACAAAGCUUUGGUGGAGCGUGUUCUGAAAAGCUUCAAAAGCUCAGGCCUUAUUCGUGCUACUGGGAUCGCCACUUCUCUAACAAACUCAGGACAACAAUGGGACUUUCCAAAUGGAUGGGCACCACUGCAGCACGUGAUCGUGGAAGGCCUGGCUAGAUCAGGGUCAAGCAAAGCCAAGGCAUUGGCAGAGGAGAUAGCAGUGAGAUGGAUCAACAGCAACUAUAUUGUGUACAACAACACUGGGGCAAUGCAUGAGAAGCUGGACGUGGAAGCUUGUGGAGAGUUCGGUGGUGGUGGAGAAUACGUUCCUCAGACGGGCUUUGGAUGGACAAAUGGAGUUGUACUGGCAUUUCUGGAGGAGUUUGGGUGGCCUCAAGACAAGAAGUUGGGCUGCUGAUUUGUUGAUUGAGAUGGAGGGAACAAAGAGAGACUGGAGAUAUCAGAAUUUCUAACUCGAAGAAAAAGACUCAGAAAUUGCGAGCUUGUCAUCUUCUUCAGGAUCUUCAUUGGAAGUUUACAAAUGUUGUAUUGUUUACAAUAGGUCCUUAAUCCUUAUAGUUAUUUAUUCCGUAUUUAAGUGGAGAUACAUUCCUCCAUCAUCUACCCUUCUUUUACGUGACAAAAGUUAUACGAAUAAAAAUGUUGUACUGUUGUAUUUUGGAUGCCCAAAAUUGUUCUAUUCUGUAUCCUUGUAUCUGUUUCAAACACUAAGACAGAAACUCAUUGUAAUCCUUUAAUUUUCAUAUAUUGUUUUGCAAGUACUUUAGUUUUAGAUUAUAUCAUUUAAAUUCUCCCCAUUUUAAAAAUAUAUAUAUAGAAAUGGAUGCAAAGCAUCCUACCCAUCAUUCAUACCAAUCAUGUUCAAAAAUCAUAUAUCAUCGUAGAAAACCCAGUAUGCAAGUUCAUGAUCAACAAUAGAAAACCCAUGAAAGG